UUUUUUAUGCACAGUAUUUCCAAUUGAUGCAAAAAGUUUCAGAUCAAAACCCGUUUAAAUUUGAGAUUUCUCAAACUUUGAGUGAUACCGAUGAAAGUGGAGCUGAAACUGAAAAUUUUCUUGUGGAUGCUAUAGAAUCUUCUGAUUCCCCUCUACUUGGCAAUGAAACUGCACGAGAUGAAAAGUAUUUUGGAAAGAGAAGAAAAAUUGCGUCAUGGAGUAUAGCUCUUGUGUGCAUAGGUGUGCUAGGUCUUGCUUCAGCAGCUUCGGCUGAGCGUCUUCCAAGUUUUCCUCGGUUCACUAUAUGUGGUGUCAGUGCCGUCAUCUUGCUUGGCAGUUUGAUUACUCUUGGCUACAUCGACGAGGAUGAAGAAAGGCACAACUUUGGACACAAAGGAGGGUUUCUCUGCCCAUUCGUCCCAUACCUUCCAGUUCUUUGCAUAUUGAUCAACACCUACUUGAUCAUCAACAUUGGAGCUGGGACAUGGAUCAGGGUCUUGGUAUGGCUACUUAUUGGAAGCAUGAUCUAUCUCUUCUAUGGCCGAUCUCACAGCUUACUGAACAAUGCGGUUUGCGUUCCAAGGACGACUUGUACCAGAAAAACAACAGAUCAUCUUGCUUAAGAUUGGUGGUUCAAUGCAGCAGCUGAAGGGAGUCGAGCUCAAGCUUUGUUGUUGCUGAAGUAGCAUCGAAAGAGAAUUAAACAGUUUGGCACAAGAUUAAAAUACAUACAAGAACAUUUCAUGUACAUUGUUUAGUCAUUCAAAACGUAUAAUGUCAUUUUUGUCCCAACGUACAUUGGACUUUGAAGUAGUCCAUUUAAAAACUCUCAUGAAUCA
Arabidopsis lyrata subsp. lyrata is the source of this 839-nucleotide messenger RNA. RefSeq names its product cationic amino acid transporter 4, vacuolar. Gene Ontology annotation, molecular function: amino acid transmembrane transporter activity. The record is from RefSeq and is a predicted model, not a curated record. Gene Ontology annotation, biological process: amino acid transport. Bases 27 to 623 code for a protein of 198 amino acids. Lineage: Eukaryota; Viridiplantae; Streptophyta; Magnoliopsida; Brassicales; Brassicaceae. The transcript has 5 exons.